AUGAAGAGCAUAAAAAUAUUACCCGUAUUUUAUUUGGUGACAUUUUUUUUGCACAACUAUAAUGAGAUAAAAUGUAACAAAGUAUACAUAUCUGGAGAUAAUUUUAUGCCUUGUUCAGAAUGUAAAGAUAUAAAUAAGUGUGGUGGUUGUUUGUUUGAUAACAAUGAGUUUUUACCUAGUGCAAUAGAAUUAAAAUUGACGAAAAAAAACAGGGAUAACAAUAAUCAUGAUAAUUUAAAAAUUCACCAUGAUUCAUUAAAAUUAGGAAAUGUAAAAUAUUAUGUAAAAAGAGGAGAAGGUGUUUCAGGAAGUUUUGGGAAUGCUUCAGGAAAUGACAUAAACAGUAUGGCUAAGAUUCAUAAUGAAAUAAAAAAUCGAACAGAAAAUAAGGAAGAAAAUAAAUCGUCUUUAAGUUUCAUUGAUCAUAUUAAUAAUAAUCUGGGAGAAGGAAAAGGAGGUUAUAAUUUUUCAAGAAUACAAAAACAUGAACAGGAUGGAGAUAAAAUAAAUGCACAAGAAGAAUUUGAGAAAAUAAAAAGUCAAGUUGUUGAUAAAUCUGUAGUUUCAUUCUCUGAUCGUGUUUUAGAUGAAAAUGAAGGUCAAACUCAGCCUUCCAAAGGUGUGACUGUUGAAGAAACAAGUGAUAAUGUGUUUUUAGUUCCUUUACAACAUUUAAGAGAUAGUCAGUUUGUUGGUAAGUUAUUAGUAGGUACACCUCCUCAAGAAAUUCAUCCAAUAUUCGAUACAGGAAGUACAAAUUUAUGGGUAGUUACAACUGAAUGUAAAGAAGAUUCAUGUAAAAAAGUACAUCAAUAUAAUCCUAAUAAAUCUAAAACAUUUAGAAGAUCUUUUAUAAAACAAAAUUUGCAUAUUGUUUUUGGAUCUGGGUCAAUAACUGGUACAUUAGGUAAAGACAAUUUUAUAUUGGGCAAUCAUAUAAUACGCAAUCAAACUUUUGGGUUAGUUAAAAGUGAAACUAGUGAUAAUUUAAAUAAUGCUGAUAAUGUUUUUGAAUAUAUAAAUUUUGAAGGUAUAGUAGGGUUAGGUUUUCCUGGUAUGCUAACUGCAGGAAAUAUUCCAUUUUUCGAUAAUUUAUUAAAACAAUAUAAAAAUAUGACACCUCAAUUUUCUUUUUAUAUAUCUCCAAAUGAUGAAACAUCUACAUUUAUAGUUGGUGGAAUAAGCAAAUCAUAUUAUGAAGGAGAUAUAUAUAUGUUACCUGUUGUUAAAGAAUAUUAUUGGGAAGUUAAGUUAGAUGCUAUAUAUAUAGGAGAUGAAAAAAUAUGUUGCGAAGAGGAAAGUUAUGCAAUAUUUGAUUCAGGAACUUCUUACAAUACAAUGCCUAGUACUCAAAUAAGUAAUUUUUUUAAGAUUGUUUCAUCAAAACCAUGUAAUGAAGAAAAUUAUAACAAUAUAUUAAAAGAAUAUCCAACUAUAAAAUAUGUUUUUGGAAAGUUAGUAAUUGAACUAUUACCCAAUGAAUAUAUGAUUGUAAAUGACGAUUUAUGUGUUCCAGCUUAUAUGCAGAUCGAUGUUCCAUCAGAAAAUAAUAAUGCUUAUCUUCUUGGAACUAUAGCUUUUAUGAGACAUUACUUUACAGUUUUUGUAAGAGGGCAAGAAGGGAAUCCAUCUAUGGUUGGGGUGGCAAAAGCUAAACAGGUUUAA
Molecule: messenger RNA, 1665 nt
Organism: Plasmodium berghei ANKA
Lineage: Eukaryota; Apicomplexa; Aconoidasida; Haemosporida; Plasmodiidae
Product: plasmepsin X, putative
Exons: 1
Coding region: 1-1665 (554 amino acids)
Biological process (GO): proteolysis
Molecular function (GO): aspartic-type endopeptidase activity
Source: RefSeq, a predicted model, not a curated record